ACGAUAAAUAAUUCGAUUAUUAAAUUCUAAAUUCGUAAAGUAUUGAUUAGAAGGGGAAAGGGCAGGCCAAGUCGUCGUUUAUAAAAGGAGCCUCCUGCCUCGUAGUAGCAUCGUCAUUCUUCCCCACAACAAUUCAACCACACAAUGCUGAACGAAGCCGACGAGUGGUGUGCCUUCGUCUGACGGACUGCUGGCCCAGCUGAGGCCACCAACGCUCAGCGCAGAAGACGCGGUGUUGGAUCUCUGCUUCUCUCCCCUGUUUUGAAGUUUCGCCAUAAAGAAAAGUCUCUUUGCUUCGAGAGACAGCCACCAUAGUUUCUCUCCGCUCCGGUAUGCACAAACCGACUUCUCGGGGCAGUACCUGAUUCCCGCCUAUGCAUGUGAUCUGAUUCUCAUAGGAGUAACCCAGGUGGCAUAAUUGCUUGAUCCUGGGCUGCCAGCACCGUUCCUGACCCGAGAAGAUGUUCUCCUUCAAGUCCAGCGUCAAGUCGUCUUCCAGUGGGAACCAAGUUUCCACGCCGCGCUUCACUGAGGAAUCAGAUAUGCACGAGCAGUUGAACAAGUUGCAGGAGGAGCUGGUAAGGGAGAAAGAGGAGAAGGUACGUGCACUGGAUGAGAUAGAGGAGCUCAAGAAGAAAAGCAGUAAGAAGAAGAAGCUAAAAGGGAGUAGCGGAGACGAUCAGUUGGACCUUGCACGCAGAUUAGAGCAGUUGGAAGUUGAGCUGGAGGCAGCAAGGGAUUCAGAGAAGAACAUGCUAGUGUCGCUGGAGGCCCAAACAAAGCAGCUUGAACAAACCAAGGUAUCUCUGGAGGAGGCCAAGCUUGAGAUAGAUUCACUUCAAGACAACAACAAGACCUUGGUUGCACUGUCCUCUAAUCCAACUAGACAGCCAGCCAGGAAUUUCAGAAGAAGGGGUGUAAUGUCCUUCUCCUUUGCCGAUCCUGCUGAGGUGGAGACAUUCUCAUUACAGCGUGACCUCAAGUUGGCUGUCGAAGCUGAGGAGAAGUGCAAGAAAGCCAUGGAUGACUUGGCGAUAGCCUUGACGGAACAAACCACGGCAGCUAGAGAGGCAAAAAUGGAGCUCUCGAUGGUGCAAGCUCAGUUGAAAAAUGCAACAACUGAAUUGGAGAACUCAAAGGCCUCUCUGGAAAUCAUGGAAGAAAAGCUACGGUUGGCACAGGAAGAGGCUGCCAGACUGAACUUUGAGUCGGAUGAGUUGGCAGCAGCCUCAAAAGAGAAAGAGAGAGGACUCAUCGAUUGCAUCAAGAUAUUUGAGGGGGAGAUGAACAAAGCAAAAGAAGAGAAUGACAAACUGUUUGAAUCACAGAGAGUGAUCAGAGAUGAGAAUUCCAGGCUGAGGGAAAUGCUGAAGCAUGCGGUUAAUGAAGCCAAUGUAGCAAAAGAAUCCUUGGAGAUUGCCAGGGUAGAGAAUUCUCAGCUUCAAGAAGACAUGUCUGAGAAAGAGAAUACCUUAAAGAGCAUCGUGCAAGAAUACGAGUCCUUGAAGGUAAGUGAGGCUGCUGCACAGAGUAGCAUUAAAGAAUUGAAGGACAUGAUUGAUGCUAUGUUCAGUUCAGAGUCGGCCAAAACCUCGGCAGAAGCAUCACCCAUAGAUGCCAAGGGAGGCGGCGGGAAAGGAAGAUAUGUGGCAGCAGAUAAUAUGUACUCUGAUGUUGAAAGCUCUCCUCGUUCAAAGGAUAUCAGGAGUCCUGCAAGGCAGCAAAAGAGGACGAUUCUUAGGAAAUUUGGUGACAUAAUGAAGAAAAGAAACCCUCAAACUCAAAGUGUAAUCUAGCAUCCUCAGGCACCAGGCAGUGACUAAAUACAAGUAUACACUCUAGAUUCCAUUUUGUUUCUUCAAAUCCCUUGUUAGUUGUAAUGCUUGACAAAAUGAGAUGUUCCAAGUGCGGAGAAACCCUUUUAUCCAUUCAGUUUUACAGAUGUAAAUUACAGAGAAUGUAACCUAUAUGCAAAACAUACAGGUAGUGAAAAUAUGAACCCGACAUAGUUUCUAGGGGUGCUUGACA
Messenger RNA from Triticum aestivum (bread wheat), 2028 nucleotides. RefSeq names its product myosin-11. The record is from RefSeq and is a predicted model, not a curated record. The transcript has 3 exons. The coding region runs from base 462 to 1796 and encodes 444 amino acids. Lineage: Eukaryota; Viridiplantae; Streptophyta; Magnoliopsida; Poales; Poaceae.